CCAAUUUCACUUUACAACCUGCUUUAUUGUGACAAAUAAAUCUACCUUUUACCUUCUGUUAACACUUCUUUAGGCUAACUUUACCUACUUUGAAUGCAGUAUUAAUGAAUGUACUUCAGUAACAGUAUGUUUCUUUGUUUUUCUAGUUUUUUGUCUGUGGCAUUAAUAUUGUUAUGUUCUAUAGACUCAGCCAUACUGUGUUUUUGAGGCCAGAACUGAUUAAUAUUGGGGUUAAUAAUAUUGGCCAACCGUACAUUUUGAGCAGUGAAAAGACGCAGACUGAGCAGGACGCCUGGAUUAAUAUUAGUGAAGCUCAGUUAGAAUGUGAGUUCAUCACAGAAAGAACUGCCGACAUGAAGACCUUUAAACUUUUUAUUUUUUCCUCCAGAUUGAUGAAAUAAAGUAUUAUAGAUGUUAGUCGACUUGAAGGAUCCUGCAAACAGAGUUGUAGGUGAAACUCUCGCAUGUCGAUAAUCCUGUGUGUUCAGAGGCGGUUCAGCCUCUGCCAGAGUUCAUCGACCCUGAAGACCAGCAGACCUUCAGAGGAUCAGAUCCACAUCACAGGAGCAAACCUGAGGAACAGCUGCAGAGAAGAACGUCCAGCAGUCACCUUAAAAAACUUCAAAUUCGAAGCCCCGAAGGUGUUCCAGGUGUGCGUGGGGACAUUGAGCAGCAUGGCGGUUUGCCUGCAGGUUGUGGGUCUGCUUCUGGGCGUGGUGUCCUGGUGUCUGCAGUCCAGCUGUACCUCCUCUCAGGCGUGGAAGGUGAGCAGUCAAGCGGCGGCGAUCAGCACCAGUCAGUGGCUGUUUGAAGGUCUGUGGAUGAGCUGUGCUACCAACUCGAUGGGGUCCCUCCAGUGCAGCAAGUUCAAGACGGUGCUGGGACUACCAGCUUACCUGCAUGCCUGCAGGGCUCUGAUGAUCCUGUCCCUGCUGGUUGGCCUGGCCUCCAUCAUCGCUUCUGUGCUGGGACUCAAGUGCACCAAGAUCGGCAGAACCUCAGAGUACGUCAAAGACCAGAUCGCCCUGACUGGAGGAAUCCUGUUCAUCCUGUCUGGUGUCUUCACGCUGAUCGCAGUCUCCUGGUACACUGCCAGAGUAAUCCAGGAGUUCAACAACCUGCAGUAUGGAGGAGUCAGGUUCGAGCUGGGUAAAGGUCUGUAUCUGGGCUGGGCGGCCUCCUGUCUGGCCAUACUGGGAGGAUCUAUGCUCUGCUGCUCCUACAGGAAGAAUAUUCCCACCAACCCUGCACGGCAGUUUUCUUACAACUUCUCCACAACGAGCCGAGGACCGAACAUCUACAGAGCAGCUCCGGCGCCCGACGGCAGCAGCUCCAAAGCUUAUGUCUAAACCUCCCCAGCACUGCUGCUUCCUGUCUGAUCUACUGCUGCAGGACGGACACUGACAGCCGAGCACAGCAGCAUCACAAGCUAAUUCUUAUAACUUUUUUUCUUGACGCAAAAUUAAAUGUGUGUUUUUUAACUAAAGGAAUUUUAUUGCGAAGAUUUAUUUAAUUUAUGCCAAAGUCUUUGUGAACUUUCCAAACCUUCCUGCCUGCUUUAACUGAGGAUUAUCUGUUUGUGAACUGUUUUAUUUUAACAUGUUGUAAAUAAAUGUUUCCCAAAUCUG
Messenger RNA from Micropterus dolomieu (smallmouth bass), 1628 nucleotides. RefSeq names its product claudin-19-like. The coding region runs from base 465 to 1349 and encodes 294 amino acids. The record is from RefSeq and is a predicted model, not a curated record. Gene Ontology annotation, molecular function: structural molecule activity. Lineage: Eukaryota; Metazoa; Chordata; Actinopteri; Centrarchiformes; Centrarchidae. Gene Ontology annotation, biological process: cell adhesion; bicellular tight junction assembly. The transcript has 6 exons. Gene Ontology annotation, cellular component: bicellular tight junction; plasma membrane.